CACAGGGUCGGCGACCAAACACCACCACCAAACCUGACAAACCUCUCCUCCCUAGCCGCCCGGACCGCUGACCAACCCCUCCCGAUCCCGGAAACCCUCCCCUCCCGGACGCCGAAGUCCCCGGCCGGCUUGACCCCGACCCCGCCGCGCUUCACCGAGUCCGGAAUCUACCCCUAUCUCGAAACCAACGUCGACGCCAUCCCCAUGUCCUUCUCCGAGGAAUCCCUCCCCGAGCAACGCACCGAAAACUCGAUUGCCUUGCACGGGCCCGAGACACCCUUCCGGCACUGGACCGUGGUGCGAGACUUUGUUCAGGGCUUGGUCAACCGCAACGGCUACCAAGAUCUCGUUUCCUACCGCACCACGGUCGAGCGCGCUGAGAAGGUCGGAAAUGAGUGGAAGCUUACUGUCAGGAAAGAAGACGACGAAGGGGAUGACUGGUGGGUAGAAUACUUUGAUGCCGUCGUCGUUGCGACGGGGCACUACUGGGUCCCGUACGUCCCGCACAUCGAGGGUCUCGAGGAGUUUGAAAAGGCUCGUCCGGGAAGCGUGAUUCACAGCAAGCACUUUCGCGGACGAGAUCAAUUCCGCGACAAGCGCGUCGUCGUAGUAGGCGCGUCAGUCUCAGGCGCAGACAUCUCAAUUGACCUCGUCAAGACGGCAAAACUCCCCAUCUACUCCGUCGUAAACGGCCGCAAAGCAAACCUCUACUUUGGCGACGGCGCCUUCAACCACCCUUCCAUCUCGCGCCGCGCCACAAUCGCCCGCAUCGACGCAUCCACAAGAACAGUCUACUUCCAAGACGGCACCUCCGUGUCAGAAGUCGACAACAUUGUCCUAGCCACGGGCUUCACGUGGACUCUCCCCUUCCUACCCUCCGUCUCGCUGCGCAAUAACCGCGUCGUAGGGCUCUACCAGCAUGUAAUCUACCACGCCGACCCUUCGCUGCUCUUCAUCGGCGCCGUGGCGGCCGGUCUGACGUUCAAGAUCUUUGAGUGGCAGGCUGUCCUCGCGGCGCGCGUGCUGGCUGGGCGGGCAAAGUUGCCGUCCAAGGAGGAGCAGGCGAGGUGGGAGGCGGAGAGGGUGAAGGAGAAGGGGGACGACAUCCGGUUCUCGCUUGUGCACCCGCACUUUGAGGAAUAUUUUGAAACUCUGAGGGAACUUGCGGGCGAGCCGGAGAAUGGGGUAGGCAGGCCGCUGCCGGUGUAUGACCCGUCUUGGUUCCGGGUGUUUAUGGACGGGUUGGAGUUGAGGAAGGACAUGUGGGUGAGGCUGAAUGCGGAGGCGGGGGAUAAGCUUGCUUCGGGAGGCGAGGCGGCGAAUGGAGUUGGGAAGGAGGGUGAGAAGGGUCCUAUUGUGACUACGAUUGAAGCACCGCAGGAGGUACGGUAGACUUGGAUGUAAUACAAAAACGAGUCGAAAAGUAUUUGUCUACCUGGCAACAUCACAGGUAAAGGCGAUACAUGCCAGGGCGUGACUGACAGUCCUGUGGUGGGCGCUGGAUUUGCGACAUCUUCAUGGUGUAUUUUUGUGCCCAAGCAUCAAGGCUAGGUGAGUAAGUUCAGUUGGAGAUAGGUAAGGCAGCCAGUAAUAACGAUACGCUCGCAAAACCAAAGUCCUCAGACAAGGGUUGGGUACUUGUACUGACCACCAUCCGAUAAACAUAGACUCGCGCUGCCUACCAAUGACGUUCUUACACUCAAUUAAGCCACGUGAUCAUUGAGCAUAACCCGGAUCCUUUCGUUCCCUAGACGAACCAGACCGUCUCG
Messenger RNA from Colletotrichum godetiae, 1769 nucleotides. RefSeq lists its product as uncharacterized. The transcript is spliced from 2 exons. The record is from RefSeq and is a predicted model, not a curated record. Gene Ontology annotation, molecular function: N,N-dimethylaniline monooxygenase activity; NADP binding; flavin adenine dinucleotide binding. NCBI's taxonomy places the organism in Eukaryota, Fungi, Ascomycota, Sordariomycetes, Glomerellales, Glomerellaceae. The coding region runs from base 205 to 1392 and encodes 395 amino acids.